This is a messenger RNA of Rhagoletis zephyria (snowberry fruit fly), 3049 nucleotides long. Its product is annotated as myosin-G heavy chain-like. NCBI's taxonomy places the organism in Eukaryota, Metazoa, Arthropoda, Insecta, Diptera, Tephritidae. The record is from RefSeq and is a predicted model, not a curated record.
CUGCUGUAGUUGGCCGCCUAUGCCUUGCCUUUACGAUAAACUAACUCGCUGCAUCACGACGGCUUAGUGCCCAUCUACAAAGAACUUUCGCGUUGCGUUCGAUUUCGCGUUAGUUAUUAUCGUUUGUCUCUGGGUGAGAGUCGCGUUGCAAAAACUGCUUGCUCGUAUUAGUUGGCAAAUAACUAUUUGGUGGAAUGUUGUCUUAAGUUAGUUAGAAGUCUACAAAAUGCAAUAUUUAUAACACAAACUGUGCGGACCACCACGGGAGUGUAUGUAUGUGUAUAGUGUAAAAAGGAAAGGAAGUGCAAGAGUAAAGUGAAAGCAAUAUGAAUUAGUGGUGAAGAACUCUUAUUUGAAUGAAUUAUCAGGGAAAACACACAGGUUGUGCCCUAAAAAAAAUUCGGAAGUACCAAAAAUGAGAACACGUUUUUGAAAAGAAACUAUGUACAUACAUAAGUGACAAAAUAAGUGCAACGAAACAGAAAUUUGUGUAAAGUGAAGCAAAUAAAUAUUUUAAACAAAUUUGUGUGUAUUAAAAAUACCUACAAAUAACGAAAGCAUAAAUUAAUGCAUUUGAUUAAAUCGCAUUUUAUGAAACUGGCAAAUUGCAUGCAAUAUGUGUAAAGCGUUAAAAAUCUGUGUGCUUGUGUUCAAAAAUUAAAUUCUAAAAUAAAAAUCUAAAGAAAGUAUAAUAAAAAAAAGCAAAGAAGUUGAAUAAAACAAAAUCUUCGCAAAAAGUGGAAGUACUCAUAUAUACAUUAAAUGUUUAUAGAAUAGCAAAUUCAGCUUCGAUGUCGCAGAAUUUACACAUAGAAGAAACCGCUGAUUGCAGUACAUAAAUACGAAGUUGAAUGUGUGGCCGAAAAAUCCAAUUGCCCGUUUAACUAGGUCAAUCCCGAAUGGCGUGAGUGCAUAGGUGACCAAUCGAUGGUACCCAAAUAAAUCUUCCCAAAACUCUUGUAUUGCGCUUUUGUAUUGACUACAACAGAAAUGUAAAUGAUGCAAGGGAAAAAUGUCGCGCCAGAUUCGAGUUUCGCAUGCCAACUCGAUUGCAAACACAACAAAAAGCGCAACAACAAAACGAAAAACAAAAACCACACAUGUGUGAAAUCCAUACGCUGACGGGCUCUGAAAUAUCAGCAUACAAUCUUACACAAAAAAGAAAUCCUUUGUCACCCGUCAACGAAUUCUUUUUUAGUCGAAUAGUUGCUUGACCCAGCAACCCGCAAUGUAUCGCUUAAAUGUACAACAACAGCAAUCUCAGCAGCAGUCAUCCUCUUCAUCAGGAUCGUCGUUGUCUUCGUCUGCCAAAUCCUCAACGCAGUCGUCGGCCACGAAUGCUGCCACCUCCACAACAACAACAACAACAGUCAUACCCAGCCACAUUUUGUUGCAGCAACAAUUGGCGGCUGCCGCAGCAGCUGCCGCGGCCGGCAUCAAUCAACCGCCAGCUACAAUCGCUGCUACGCAUUUGCUUAGCGUCGCUGCCAUUGCCAGUGGUGACGUCGGCAGCGCGCUAGAUCUGAAUGGCGGCCAUCAGCAACGUGCGCUCAUCCAUCAACCGCGGCAAGCACAUGCGCACCAUCGUCUGCACGCCAACAACAACAGCCCCAGCCCCAGCCUUAGCCUUGGCUCGGCUGCAAUCGGUGGUGGUGGUGCUGGUGGUGUUGGUGUUGAGACGCCCUCCACCAUCAUAACGAAUGUGAUGGCCGCAUCGGUGGAGGAGAAAAUAAAAAUAAUUUCGACUGCCAUUAAAGCGGAGCCGCUGCAUGAAUUCAUUUCGCUGACAACUUCGGCAGCUGCGGCUGCGGCUGCGGCACCGGCAGCAACUACGUCAACGUCAUUAGUUAACAAUGGCGGCUCGCACAGUAAAAUCAGCAAUACUAGCAUUAAUCACAUCAGCAAUAAUACUCUAAGCAACAGCAACAACAAUAGCAAUAAAAAUCACGGCAAUCCCAGCCCGAACUCGAAUACAAACUCGAACAACAGCAACAACAAUGUUUUAGCACUCACUGUCAACACACUGCCGUCAGCGGCGGCAUCCUCCAGCGGUACUUCCAUUUCCGUUGCUGCCAAGAAGUCUUCUGCGGUGAGCGCUGUCAGUCAUGCCACCGCAACAACAAUAGCUGUGAGUCCGUUAAGCAGUGCAAAUACCAUAAAUCUGGUUGUUGCUGGUGGCGCAGACGGAACAGCUUCUACCUCCAGCGGUGGCGCGGGUGGAACUUUGGUUAUCACCACUGGCGGCAGUCAUGGCGCAACGCCGUCUUCAUCGUCUGCGGCGGCAGCAGCAGGUAGUAGCAGUGGCUCCACAGCCAAUGGACAUUUAGUUUUUGUGCCCAAGCGCGCACGUUUGGAAUGUCCUCCAAGCAACGAGGAAUGGAUUUCCACCUCUAGUCCGGGUAGUGUGCCCAGUUCAGCACCACCGUUAAGCCCAUCGCCGGGCUCGCAGAACCACAGUUACAGCGCGAAUAUGUCGAAUGGCUACGCAUCGCCGAUGUCAGCAGGCAGCUACGAUCCGUAUAGUCCCAAUGGUAAACCAGGUACGUUUCUUCCGUAAAGUCAAAUGCUAGGCGGCAAGUGGGCAUGAUUGAAGGUUUGCAAAAGGAAAAAUUAUCCAUAAUCCUAGUUACGAAACUCUAAAUGUCUGAAUGUUGACUUUUGGAUUUUAAAUUUUUUUUAUAAUAUGUAGACAAAAUAUGUCGUCUAAAUCUCAAGAUUUUCUGUCAGGUUAUAAAUCGGUCAUUAGGUUACUCUGAGCGUCAUAUUAAAUAUAAAUAUUUGGCUACAUAAGUACAUAUAGGGGAUGGCACAAAACUUGCCAGGUGGGAAGUAGGGUUUUAAACCAGGUUCUGCGCUGACCCUAUUUUUUCAGUUUCAGCUCAUUGCAGCCUUUCCAGGCUGAGAAUUCGGCCGUGUAUUUACUCCUAAGUGGAAGGUCCUAUCGCCUUGUUUUGCUUUGCCAGAGCUUCUAAAGUAUUGGAAAAAAGCAAUUUUUUGACAUUUUCACCUCGUUUUUCUCAAAAUCUAUACCUGAUGGAAACUUUAUACU